This is a messenger RNA of Pundamilia nyererei, 3008 nucleotides long. Its product is annotated as atrial natriuretic peptide receptor 1. The coding region runs from base 83 to 2689 and encodes 868 amino acids. NCBI's taxonomy places the organism in Eukaryota, Metazoa, Chordata, Actinopteri, Cichliformes, Cichlidae. The transcript has 23 exons. Gene Ontology annotation, cellular component: plasma membrane. Gene Ontology annotation, biological process: cGMP biosynthetic process; receptor guanylyl cyclase signaling pathway; protein phosphorylation. Gene Ontology annotation, molecular function: adenylate cyclase activity; protein kinase activity; ATP binding. The record is from RefSeq and is a predicted model, not a curated record.
AGCUGCAGAUGUCCGAGACUCUCAGUCAGUCUUCCUACCUGUCUCCAUCCUGUCCACCUGUCUGUCUUUCAACAGCAACAGUAUGAAGAAACAACAAAGACUUUGGUUUCUGUUCUGGGUGUCUGUUUGUGGUGUUGGUCUGGUGUUUUGCUGGCACGAUUUGGACAACAGCGAGUACGACUGUUGGCCUCUGGACAGGCCCAACGAGUACAACAUGAUCGACUGUGGAGGUCUGGAGAUGGCUUGGGUUCUUCGUCCUCCAGAGUUGAUAAAGAGUGGUGAGGUAUUCAGUGUCAUAUACUCGGUGACCACCCAGGACUCUUUCUACCACUGGGCCGUCCAAAACCGCGUCUUCACUCAAAGUGACAUAGAAGACGCUGAAUCAGCUCGGAGGUUCUGUGAACAUCACGAAUGUCCGGCCAACUGGAAAGAUGCAAAUGGCGAGAACUGCUGCAUUCACCACGCUAACAUCCACUCCUGCCCGCUGGGAUACAUGACAACAGAGAGCAUUUGUGGCCCCUGGAUUCCUGAUGAUGGAAAAAUCUUCACACAUACCGUCUCGACCUCUGGGAAGAUGACCCAGACCAACUGGACCGCGAAGGUGGUUCUGUUUCAUCCUGGCUUAAACUCACUCAUCGCUCACAUUCGGGUCGGUACCAUGCAGGUUGCCCUGGAGGCCAAAACCACCGUGUUGCCUGCUGUGGUCUGUGGUGAUGGUGUCUGUGAAGAGGCGGAGCUUUGUUCCACCUGUCCAGCUGACUGUGGUGAAUGCCCUAUGUCCCCUUCCACGAAGAUUGCCAUCGGUCUGCCACUCAGUCUGCUCUGCCUCUCCUUCAUAAUGACUGCUGUGUGGCUAAGGUACCAGAAACAGAAAAUGUUGUGGGACGAAAGCUGGAUCAUCGACUUCUCUACAAUAAAACAAGAUCAAGAGGGGCACAUGACCAUGGGCAGCAUAAUGAGUGUACCAGUGGGGAACAAUGACAGUCAUACUAGCUGUGUAUCAGCGCUAAGCACCUGUACAGGACAACUGGGAACCCGAAAAACAAUGUUCACCUGCACCGGCAUAUAUGAUGGGCGCACCGUGGCUAUCAAAAGGAUUCACACAAAGACGUUCUCUCUGUCCAAAACCAUCAGACAGGAAGUCAAGCAAGUCAGGGAGCUUGAUCACCCCAACCUGUGUAAGUUUAUCGGUGGCUGUGUUGAGGUGCCAAAUGUUGCCAUAGUGACAGAGUACUGCCCAAAAGGAAGCCUUAACGAUGUCCUUCUUAACGAGGAGAUCCCACUUAACUGGGGAUUCAGGUUUUCCUUCGCCACAGACAUCGCCAGAGGGAUGUCGUACCUGCACCAACACAAGAUCUGUCACGGCCGACUGAAUUCUCUAAACUGUGUCUUAGACGACCGCUGGGUCUGCAAAAUAACAGAUUACGGUCUGGGAACCUACCGCACGGGCGAUGGGGCGGAGCCUCUUUCCACCUAUCAGCAGAGGCUCUUGGAAGUGUACUUGCCGCCUGAGUUUCAGGACUCUAACACGGAGCCAACGCUGGCAGGAGAUGUGUUCAGUUAUUCCAUCAUCCUGCUGGAGAUUGCAACUCGCAGUGAUCCGGUCCCUGCAGAGGAGUCAAACCUCGAGUGUUCCUGGUGUCCUCCUCUUCCUGAAUUGAUCUCCAGUAAAGCUGACAACACCUGCCCCUGUCCCGCUGACUAUGUAGAGCUGAUUCGGCGAUGUCGCUCUCAUAACCCUACCCACAGACCUACCUUUGAACAGAUCAAGAAGUUUGUGCAUCGAAUUAACCCCAUCAAAACCAGCCCAGUGGACAUGAUGAUGAACCUGAUGGAGAAAUACAGCAAACAUCUGGAGGUGUUGGUGGCUGAGCGGACUCAGGAUCUGAUGCAUGAGAAACAGAAAACUGAUAGGCUGCUAUACAGUAUGCUUCCCAAACAGGUUGCUGAUGACCUCCGUCAGGGAAAACCCUCCCAAGCUCAGAGCUAUGUCAGUGCCACUGUCUUCUUCAGUGAUAUAGUGGGCUUCACCCAGCUGUCCAGCAGCAGCACUCCUUACCAGGUCGUGGACUUCCUUAACAAGCUCUACACAACUUUCGAUGACAUCAUUGACAAUUACGAUGUCUACAAGGUAGAAACCAUCGGAGACGCAUAUAUGGUGGUCUCUGGUGUUCCACAGGAGAACGGGAUACUCCACGCCUCAGAGAUCGCCAGCAUGGCUCUGGAUCUGGUGGGCGUCUGUCGCACCUUCAGGAUCCCCCAUAAACCCAACACUCAGCUGCAGAUACGAGCUGGGAUACACUCCGGUCCAGUGGUGGCAGGGGUGGUUGGGACAAAGAUGCCUCGCUACUGCCUGUUUGGAGAUACAGUGAACACAGCAUCGAGGAUGGAGUCAACAAGCGUUGCCCUGAAGAUCCAGUGCAGCUCCAGUGUCUUUUACCUACUGGAAGAGAUUGGUGGCUACAUGUUGGAGUGCAGAGGAACACUUCAGGUCAAGGGUAAAGGUGACAUGGUUACUUACUGGUUGGAAGGGAAGAAGACUUCUCUGGUCUCCAAGGACAUCAUUGCAGACCCAAAGACAGCCAAACUCAUCACCACGGAGACAGAAGAGGAAGCAGAGAAGAAGCAAGAGCUGUAUUCAUCAAUACCGGGGUAUCUGAAUGACGAUCUUCUCCUGGACCCAGCCUGAACCGCAAACUGUGGAUCUAUCUUUUGUUGUGAUGUCCUCACUGUUAGCCUGAGAAGAAUACAUUACUGUGUUGUGUGCUACAUUUCACAUGAAUGGUCACCCGGUGGAUCUCAUUAAUCCACCGAGGAAUGUUCAACGAAACUGAAAAACAGAAUAAUCUUAGUCUAAAUUUUGCCAUUUGCUAUGUUUUUCACUCCAGUCAAAUCCUCGCCUGAUAGUUUAUGUUUUACUAUAUUCUAUGCUGUUAUUAUGUUUUUGUGAAGAAGCACUUUCCCAUUAGUCGACUAUGAGGAUGAAAAGUUUAUGUAUAGAAUUUUAA